GGUGGGUGGGUAUACCAAAGUUCAGGUGGGAUUUACAGUCUGCGCAACAAGCUGUUUCUUAUUGCCAAAAUCGACACUUGGAGGAGAAACACACCAAAUCAGGUUGCUAAAUGACUUGGGAGAUCACCGACUUAAUUUCACAUCCCCUAUGGAUGGUAUCAGCGCUCGUCCUGGCUGCGGUUACGCGAGCGCAGCGCAGAGGCUGGUGGCACCCGAGCGCAUGUCCAGUUCGGCUCACGGGCAAAACGGCUAUAGUCACCGGAGCAAACACAGGGAUAGGCAAGUUCAUUGCCUUGGACUUUGCUCGUCGUGGAGCAAGGGUGAUCCUGGCAUGUAGGAGUGAGACUCGUGGGAUGGCAGCACUAGAAGAGAUUCGCCAGUGCAGUGGAAAUCAGAACGUACACCUGCGAAUCAUCGACACCUCCUCCCUCGAAUCGGUUCGCAAGUUUGCUGCUCAGAUCCUUGAAGAGGAGAAAGAGCUUCAUAUACUAGUUAAUAAUGCCGGGGCUUCAGGCCUACCAAAGGGACUCACUGCAGAUGGACUGGAAUUGUCCUUCGCCACCAACCAUAUCGGGCCCUUCUUGCUCACCAAUCUGCUUCUAGAUCUCUUGAAGAAAUCGGCCCCAGCUCGCAUUGUGAACGUCUCCUCAGCUAACCACAAGAAAGGCAAGGUUGAUUUCUCGCAUUUCCGUGGUGAGAAUUUGUCGUACGCGAUGGACACCACAUACAACCACACAAAGCUUCACAAUGUUAUCUGGACCAAUGAGCUGGCGCGAAGGUUACGAGGAACAGGUGUGACAGCAAACUCGUUGCACCCAGGUAUUGUUAUGACAGACGUUAUGAGACACUAUAACUGGAUUUUACGAUUAAUCUUCAACCUAGUGGGAAUAUUCUUCUUUAAGUCUUCUAAAGAAGGUGCAGUCAGCACAAUAUACUGUGCCGUGGCGGAGGAGACCCAGGGAAUCUCAGGGAAAUAUUUUGACAGCGACUGCUCCCUUGUCCUACCAGCUCCAGAGGCUCGGGACCCAGCCAUUGGAGAAAAAGAAUUUGAAUACUGUGAGAGGCUGACAGCUAAGCUCUAAGCCGCAUAAACAUGACUUCAUGAUGAAGUUAGUAUCAUGAAUUAGUGCUUUGUAAAUACACUUAAACACAGGGCUGGCCCUGGCCAAUUUGCUGCCCUAGGCAAGAUUUCACCUGGUGCCCCUGGAAUCACAGACAAUUGUGUUCCGAUCAUUUUGUUCAUAAGCAGAAGUUCAUUACACAGAAACGAACUGCACAGCUUUGUCCUGUUUUUCUUUAUUUUGAAAAUAUUUUGGAAACACACACAAACUAUAUUAAAAAAACUAUAUUACGGA
This is a messenger RNA of Tachysurus vachellii, 1355 nucleotides long. RefSeq lists its product as uncharacterized. The coding region runs from base 111 to 1082 and encodes 323 amino acids. Lineage: Eukaryota; Metazoa; Chordata; Actinopteri; Siluriformes; Bagridae. The record is from RefSeq and is a predicted model, not a curated record. The transcript has 6 exons.